Messenger RNA from Talaromyces rugulosus, 882 nucleotides. RefSeq lists its product as uncharacterized. The transcript has 2 exons. The record is from RefSeq and is a predicted model, not a curated record. Gene Ontology annotation, cellular component: membrane; endoplasmic reticulum. Lineage: Eukaryota; Fungi; Ascomycota; Eurotiomycetes; Eurotiales; Trichocomaceae. Gene Ontology annotation, biological process: phosphatidic acid biosynthetic process. Gene Ontology annotation, molecular function: 1-acylglycerol-3-phosphate O-acyltransferase activity. Bases 1 to 882 code for a protein of 293 amino acids.
AUGUCGAUCCUUUCUUAUGUCACCACGGGAUUGGCCUCGUACCUCACUCUGACCAUCUCGCUAUUUGCUCUGUCAGCAGCAAAAGUUCCCAAGACGGGAUUUAUCGCCAGAUGCUUGACCUCUUAUGUGUCUUUGCUUGUGUCCGCUACGUAUGGCGUCAUUGCAUCGAUAGUUCUUCGCCUGGUGGGAUACGGCCGAGUUUCGCAGUGGGCGACUGCUCGAAGCUUUAAAUGGAUUAUGCGGUUUGCCACGGGUGUGCGGUUUGAUAUUGUGGAGGGCGAGCAAUACUUAUCUACGCGGCCGGCUGUGUUCAUCGGAAACCACCAGACCGAACUCGACGUGCUCAUGCUCGGUACCAUAUUCCCGCCUUAUUGCAGUGUCACGGCGAAGAAGUCGCUAAAGUCAAUACCUUUUCUGGGCUGGUUUAUGGCCUUGUCUGGCACAGUCUUUAUUGAUCGGGCGAACCGCGAGACUGCCGUCAAGGCCUUUGACGGAGCUGCGAACGAAAUGCAAGUUCACAAGCAGAGUGUCUUUAUUUUCCCCGAGGGUACACGGAGCUACACGAAUAAGCCUGAGCUGCUGCCUUUUAAGAAGGGGGCCUUCCACUUGGCUGUUAAGGCGGGAGUCCCCGUUGUGCCCGUGGUUGUGGAGAACUACGCACAUGUUCUAAGUGUUCGUACCAUGCACUUCACUGCAGGCUCAAUCAAGAUCAAAGUUCUCCCUCCCAUCGACACCAAGAACCUUACCCCGGGCGAUGUGGACCGACUGACCAACGACACGCGUGAGGCCAUGUUGGAAACCCUGGCAAAUAUGUCGAAAGAGACUGAGCAGAAGCUCGAUGGUGCUGCUACGCGCGGAUCUUCCACUGCAGUCGAACUCUGA